This is a messenger RNA of Entamoeba nuttalli P19, 456 nucleotides long. Its product is annotated as phosphatidylinositol3-kinaseTor2, putative. The transcript has a single exon. The coding region runs from base 1 to 456 and encodes 151 amino acids. The record is from RefSeq and is a predicted model, not a curated record. NCBI's taxonomy places the organism in Eukaryota, Evosea, Mastigamoebida, Endamoebidae.
AUGACUACUCAGAUGAAGUGGUCUGAUAAAUUUAUGUCAUUAUUUAAUGAGCUUGUGUCAGAGACGAGUCAAACACAAAACGACAUUAUAACAAAGAAACUUCAUGAUUUUGUACUUAUAGUAGUAAGAGAUUUUCAAGGAGAUGGAGUAUCUACAUUUAUCAAUGAAAUAUCUUCAGACCUUUUAGCAGUCCUUAAAAAACCAGAGGUAAGUGAAAAACAAAAUAAUGCAGUAAUUAAUCUUAUUGAUUUCUUUAUUACUUCUGAUAUUGAUGAUUCUUAUCCUCGAACUAAUGCCAAAGAUAUAAUUGAUUGUAUUAUGAAAUCAACUAAUCAAAAUGUUAUUCGAAAUGCAUCUUUAGUAUUAGGAAAAAUUAUUCGAUUAGGACCACAUGAUUUAGUAGAGAAAGAAUUAGACAUUGCUAAUAGUUAUUUAGAAGUUUGUUAUUUUAAAUAA